AUGGUAGGCUUGUCGGGUUUCGCUCUAGACGACAUGGGCGGGAGCAAGCAAACCGCUAUUGACUUAGGCCAGACGGCUCUGCAAAUACUUUACACAGAAAUAAACCCUGGUACCCUGUAUAUCGACCCGGGGCUCCCCGCCCCAUUCUCCGACGGAACUGCCGAAGUCACCAACACCGCGCAUAGCGCCGCUGACGUGGUCUUUUUAUCGCCCUCCGCAGCGCCACCAGUGUACUCUGCAGCGCCACCAGUGUACUCUGCAGCGCCACCAGUGUACUCUGCAGCGCCACCAGUGUACCCUGCAGCGCCACCAGUGUACUCUGCAGCGCCACCAGUGUACCCUGCAGCGCCACCAGUGUACCCUGCAGCGCCAUCAUUACCACCGCUGCCACCACCGCCGUCUCCACCACCACCUGUGCUACCAGCCGCCAACCCGCAUGUUAUGCAUGUCUCCCCCGCGCCUCCAUCUUCGCCGUUUCCGUCGCUGGAUCAUUCGCUGCCGCCUCUGCUGCCGGCUGUACAGCCCUCAUCAGCCGGGGCACCUCCGCCCUCUCUUGCGCCGGAGCCAACCCCGACAACGCCAUCAGAUGGACUCAAGCGGGGUGCCACCUCCACCUCCACCUCCACCGGCGGCGGCGGCACAUCCGCUACCAGCAGCUUUCCCCCCUGCACCGUACCGCCCACAGCCAUCCCCUCCAACGCCUGGACCCCCCCUCCUGCCACCACCGUCACGACAUGUUCGUCGAUUACCGCGGCACAUCACCGAAACGCCAUGGCGGCCACCGCAUCUUCCCGAACAGCCGGCGGAGGAGGCGCCUUCGGUGGCUCCUCCCCGCCGCCUGCUGUUGCAACGGGCUGA
Molecule: messenger RNA, 858 nt
Organism: Volvox carteri f. nagariensis
Lineage: Eukaryota; Viridiplantae; Chlorophyta; Chlorophyceae; Chlamydomonadales; Volvocaceae
Exons: 4
Coding region: 1-858 (285 amino acids)
Source: RefSeq, a predicted model, not a curated record